Messenger RNA from Acytostelium subglobosum LB1, 555 nucleotides. RefSeq lists its product as hypothetical. NCBI's taxonomy places the organism in Eukaryota, Evosea, Eumycetozoa, Acytosteliales, Acytosteliaceae. The record is from RefSeq and is a predicted model, not a curated record. The transcript has a single exon. The coding region runs from base 1 to 555 and encodes 184 amino acids.
AUGACAUUAUCCUCCUCAUCACCAGCCACAGUGAGCACUACCAGUGACGAAUCAGGCCCAACUGCCAACACACACUCAAUGGACACAACGACUACCAGUGGAGGUUCUGGAGCUACCUCAUCUAGUGAAUCAGAAUCAACAACAACAACAACAACAUCAUCAAAAGACCCGGAUAAGUCUCACAAGAAAGUCCAGGUCAACAUUCUGGCGUUCUACGACCAGGACAUGAGUGGGGAAGCCUAUGGUCAGUCACCAUUCUCCGAUGUGGUACUCAAUGUAAUUAUGACUCUUGAUGAAGGCACACUCUACAUGACCGCUGAAUAUGAUGAGGACGAGAAGGUGUAUGAAUUCUGGAAGGUUAUACCUGGAGAGUACUGUAUCGAGGUUCAGGAUCCAUCCGAACUCUAUGAGACCGGUCCAAUUGGUUAUGGACCAGAUAGCACUCACAACCAAUUCUCCAAUGGCACAUAUUGUACAGAGAUUACCAAUAUCAAUGAUGAAGGAGAUAGAGUGUCCAUCAAGAAUAUCCAACUUGGAAUGAUUAAAAUUGAAUGA